Messenger RNA from Catharus ustulatus (Swainson's thrush), 9375 nucleotides. It is a transcript of the gene PTPN4, whose product is annotated as protein tyrosine phosphatase non-receptor type 4. Gene Ontology annotation, molecular function: cytoskeletal protein binding; protein tyrosine phosphatase activity. The transcript is spliced from 28 exons. The record is from RefSeq and is a predicted model, not a curated record. The coding region runs from base 81 to 2942 and encodes 953 amino acids. Gene Ontology annotation, cellular component: cytoplasm; cytoplasmic side of plasma membrane; cytoskeleton. Gene Ontology annotation, biological process: protein dephosphorylation. NCBI's taxonomy places the organism in Eukaryota, Metazoa, Chordata, Aves, Passeriformes, Turdidae.
CGGGGCGGCAGCGGCGCGAGCGCGCAGCCCCCGCGCCUCUUCCCUCCGCGCUCCCCGCUCCAUCUGGAACCAGGACGUGGAUGUUACAUGAAGACCCUGUGUGGACAGUAAUGACCGCACGUUUCCGAUUGCCUGCUGGCAGAACCUACAAUGUACGAGCAUCUGAGCUGGCACGAGACAGGCAGCAUACGGAGGUGGUCUGCAACAUUCUUCUCCUGGAUAACACUGUACAAGCUUUCAGAGUUAAUAAACAUGAUCAGGGCCAAGUUCUGUUGGACGUAGUCUUCAAGCAUCUCGAUUUAACAGAGAGAGAUUACUUUGGUUUACAGUUGGCUGAUGAAUCUACUGAUAACCCUAGGUGGUUGGAUCCAAACAAACCAAUCAGGAAACAAUUAAAAAGAGGAUCUCCUCACAGUCUGAACUUCAGAGUUAAGUUUUUUGUAAGUGACCCAAACAAGCUCCAAGAAGAAUAUACAAGGUACCAAUACUUUUUGCAAAUUAAGCAGGACAUUCUAACUGGAAGAUUGCCCUGUCCUUAUAAUACUGCUGCUCUUCUGGCUUCCUAUGCUGUUCAAUCCGAGCUGGGAGACUACAACCAUUCAGAAAACUUGCCAGGCUACCUCUCAGAAUAUUCUUUCAUCCCUAGCCAGCCUCAAGACUUUGAAAAAGAAAUAGCAAAAUUACAUCAGCAGCACAUAGGGUUGUCUCCUGCAGAAGCAGAGUUCAAUUAUCUCAAUACAGCACGUACCUUAGAACUUUAUGGAGUUGAAUUGCACUAUGCAAGGAGUCUCUCCUCUCUGUGUUCUGAGAUUGCAAUUUCCUUUCAGGAUCAGAGUAACAACGAAAUAAUGAUUGGAGUGAUGUCAGGUGGAAUACUAAUUUUUAAGAACAGAGUACGAAUUAACACCUUUCAGUGGUUGAAGAUCGUAAAAAUUUCAUUCAAGUGCAAGCAGUUUUUUAUUCAACUUAGGAAAGAAUUGCAUGAAUCAAGAGAAACAUUACUGGGGUUCAAUAUGGUGAAUUACCGAGCGUGUAAGAAUUUGUGGAAAGCUUGCGUUGAGCAUCACACGUUCUUCCGUUUGGACAGACCACUCCCGCCUCAGAAGAACUUUUUUGCACAUUAUUUCACUUUGGGUUCCAAGUUCCGGUACUGUGGGAGAACAGAAGUGCAAUCUGUGCAGUAUGGUAAAGAAAGAGCAAAUAAAGACAGGGUAUUUGCAAGAUCCCCCAGUAAACCCUUGGCACGGAAAGUAAUGAGUGGGAUGGAUUGGGAAGUAGUGAGUAGGAACUCACUGUCUGAUGAUAGGUUGGAAACCCAGAGCCUCCCGUCACGUUCUCCGCCGGGAACCCCAAAUCAUCGCAACUCUGCCUUCGCUCAAGAAGGAGCCCGGUUACGACCCUCAUCCGUUGGACAUUUAGUGGAUCAUGUGGUUCACGCCUCCCCAAGUGAAGUAUUUGUAAAUCACAGAUCCCCAUCCUCCACCCAGGCCAACAGCAUCAUACUGGAAUCAUCCCCGUCUCAAGAGACUCCUAUAGAUGGGCAGCCUCCAGCAUUACCACCCAAACAAUUUAAAAGGAACAGUUGGAACCAAAUUCAUCAUUCACACUCACAGCAAGAACUGGAUAACCAUAUUAAUGAAACAUUUGAUGUUCCUGCAUCACCUGAAAAAUCCACUCCCAAUGGUGGUGUCCCCCAUGACAAUCUUGUUAUGAUCAGAAUGAAACCAGACGAAAAUGGAAGGUUUGGCUUCAAUGUAAAGGGUGGAUAUGAUCAGAAGAUGCCGGUUAUAGUGUCCAGGGUAGCUCCAGGAACACCUGCUGAUCUAUGUGUCCCUCGUUUGAAUGAAGGGGACCAGGUGGUACUGAUCAAUGGCAGGGACAUAGCAGAGCAUACCCACGACCAAGUUGUAAUGUUUAUUAAAGCUAGCUGUGAGAGACACUCAGGGGAACUUGUGCUCCUAGUUCGACCCAAUGCUGUCUAUGAUGUCGUGGAAGAGAAGGUGGAGAGCGAGCCUGAUUUUCAGUACAUCCCUGAGAAAUCUCCGCUUGCUGGUGUCCAUCAGGAUGAUAAUGCUCUGAGGGAAUCCAUGAUUCAGUUAGCAGAGGGGCUCAUCACUGGAACUGUCUUGGCUCAGUUUGAUCAAUUGUAUAGAAAAAAGCCUGGAAUGACAAUGUCUUGUGCCAGAUUACCUCAAAACAUUUCCAAAAAUAGAUACAGAGACAUUUCGCCUUAUGAUGCUACACGGGUUAUUUUAAAAAGUAAUGAAGAUUACAUCAAUGCAAAUUAUAUAAAUAUGGAAAUCCCUUCUUCCACAAUAAUAAACCAGUACAUUGCUUGUCAAGGUCCGUUACCGAACACUUGUCCCGAUUUUUGGCAGAUGACUUGGGAGCAAGGCUCUUCUAUGGUUGUAAUGUUAACAACUCAAGUAGAACGGGGCAGAGUUAAAUGCCAUCAGUACUGGCCAGAGCCAUCAGGAAGCUCAUCAUAUGGGAAUUUUCAGAUUACCUGCCAUUCAGAAGAAGGAAAUCCUGCUUAUGUCUUUCGAGAAAUGACAUUGACUAAUCUGGAGAAAGAGGAAAGCCGCCAGCUAACUCAAAUCCAGUACAUAGCAUGGCCUGAUCACGGGGUUCCUGAUGAUUCCAGCGAUUUCCUAGAUUUUGUGUGUCUUGUGCGAAAGAAGAGGGCUGGCAGAGAAGAACCUGUUGUUGUUCACUGCAGUGCUGGGAUUGGACGGACAGGGGUUCUGAUCACGAUGGAGACAGCAAUGUGUCUCAUUGAGUGCAAUCAGCCUGUUUAUCCUUUAGAUAUUGUAAGAACCAUGAGAGAUCAAAGAGCCAUGAUGAUCCAAACACCUAGUCAGUACCGAUUUGUAUGUGAAGCUAUUUUGAAGGUGUAUGAAGAAGGAUUUAUUAAACCUUUACAAGCAUCACUGCAUAAAUAAAGAGCAAAAAAACCUAUGAUAUCAAUUGAGGAAUCCUGUCCUCUAUAAUGAACUGGCAACAUUCUAUGUGCCAUAAUACUGCUUGCAGGAAAUGAUAGUGAAGUACAGCAAAGAAUUGACAAAGGACUUUGAAAACUUCAGCACUGUUGCACUUUACGUUGAAACAGAAUCAGUCUCUGAAACUCUUCUAACCUUCAUCUGUUUGAAGACACUAUUUUCGUGAUUUGCUCCAAACAAACCAUAAACUGAAAGAACUAAUUGUGUUCAGGGUAAUCUACGAUAUUUCAUUGUAGUGCCAUAUACUGCGCUUCUGGUUGAAUUGCUACAAACAAGGCUUGGAAUUAUUUCACUCUGUUUUACACCCAUUUCUCUUAAAAUGAAAAACAAAUUUUAAAAUACACUAAGCCAUGGUCUUUUUCCAGUGCUAGGUUUAUUUACUAUGUACAGAAUCUCACAGUUUUUAUUUUUACAACAUUAGCAAUAUUGCCAAUACUAGAUAGAUACACACUGCCUACUGAUGCAGCACACUUUGUCCUUCACCCUUCCUAGAGACCAGCUGGUUGUUAGAGGAGAGCUGGCGUCUGUUAACCCAGCAGUAGCUGCAUAAUGCCCACUUACCAGCAUCUUGUACAAAAUAAUAACAAUAAAAAUUUUUAAAAACCAACAUAUAAAUAAACAGCAUUUCUUUGGCACAGCUUGUGUGUCAUACACUGGUGUAUUCUGAUUCGUGUGACUUCAGAUUAUGUGAUGGGAAUUAGUGCAUGCAUUAUGUCUUAACCCCUUAAGUGCCUUGAGACUUACAGCGUACAUCCAGUGAAAGGCACUCAUGAUUCCAUGGGGGUGGUAUUGUCCUGUCAUAUUUAUCUCAAUGGGUUCAGAUUUUUAAAAUGGCCCUUGGUGCUUGGAAUGUGUUACCACAAGGGGUCAUGGAAAUACCAUUCCCUCUUUCCUUAUACAAGUACCUGUGUGCUACUCUCUGUAGCAAAAGCACCUCUGCCAACUUAAUGAAUGAGCAUUGUAUGCUGCUGUGUUGUAAUUACGUGACAAAUCUGACACAUUCCUUCAUUCCUUCCAACUAGUAACUUUUACUAGCGUCUUACUAUGAAAUGCUGGUAGGUCAUUAGAACCUGAUACCUUGUUUUAUCCUUUUAUUGAGAAUAGCUGUUUUACUCAAUUAGACAUAACUCUUUAAUAGCACUGAUAAUUAAGUUGAACUUACAAUCAGAUGUGAUUUAAUUCCAUUACCUUCUAACUAACUUGUUAAGUCCUCAUAGUUGAUUUCAAGCCAUGUUCGUACAGGUCUGCCUUUUAUUUUCUUUUAUUUGUUUGGAGGGGAGAAGGGAGGAGAACACUAUGAAGUUAUCCCAGAAUUUAAUCUUAAUUUCAUAAUUACCCCAAGUCGCCUUCUGUUAUGCUUGUGCAAAAUUGUUCCAGUUGGUAUGGGUUGCUUCUCAUUUAAGUAGUAGAAGAUAUGUAAGAAAUGUCUGUCUGAUACAGUAUCUGAGCUCAUUCUAAAGAUGCACAAGUGUCCCCAUCUUCUAAUACUUUUCUAGUAUAGGAGAAACCAAGUCAGAAGCAAGGUACCCAGUGUAAUAUACUGUAAGAAAAAAACAGUCACUUAUUUGACUGCCCUGUGACAGCAUAACUUUGUGCCCUCUAUUUAAAAGUUUUAAUUUAUUGUAUUGGUUUCCUGAAAAUGUUUAUCCAUUCAAUUUUUUUGUAAGCUAUAUAUAUAGCAUAGAAUUUAAAUCUAAAGUUCUACGCUAAAUAAUUUUUAACUAUUGAAGAAUUAUAUUGUAUAAUAUACUGUGUUCUAUUUGAAACAGAUCAGCUAUGAACUAUUAAAUGAAAAGGGAUUCAGGCAACGUGAAAUCCUGGCUUAUGACUUAGUAGUGAAUAAGAACUACAAUGCCAAAUGGAAGAUAGAGUUUUAAAUAUUUUUAGAAAACAAAAUAAUAUUAGAAGAGCUGUGGCUCUGUUACUUAUAUUUCUAGAUUUCAUGCUUAAGUCAAUGUUAUCCCUCAGUGAAAAAUAAGUUUCACAAGAAUCUCUGGAUCUGAACUGAACUGAAAAAGAGUAAUAUGGUAGCUUUAAUCUCAGUUAUAUUUUAAGCCAUUUGCAACAAAUAAAAAUUCUUUUUUAUAAUUCUUUAGCUUCCACUUGAUGAGGUUAUUAGCUGAGUUGCUGGUUAGUUAGAAAGUUAUAUUGAACUCAGCAUGUAAUGUCCAAAAAGUAAAAUAAUUCAUCCAUUAUACCGAAAGAAAUUUUUUUCUUAGUAUUAAGUUGUAGACAAAAAUAGCAUUUGCCCUGUUAUUCUGAAGAAAAUCAGAAAUGGAGGUUAUAGCAGCAUUGUAUAACAUUGGUAUGUCACAUAUUUAAAUAUUCUUAUGUAAAAUUGCCAUAGCAGUUCGAGUUCAAAAGUCCCAUUUAUACCACAAUAAAGUGUGGGAUAUGUAUUUGUCACCUGUCAUUACUGUUUUGAUUACAAACACAGGCAAGAAUAAUAGGUCUUUUCAAAACUUUCCUCUGCACUGACUUGUAGUUUAUUAACUAGCUGCACUGGGGAAAAAAUUGGAACAAAGUACCUAUUCUUAAUUAAUAGGCCAUCAGCAACUCAGUGGCUUUUGGCUUCUCCAAAGCCAGGAUAAAGGUAACCAAAAACUGCUUGGGAAAGAGAAUAGCACUGAAGCCUUUCUGCACCAUAAAUCAGUCAUUUAAAUUUUUCUACCUGUUGUGGUAUAAAUGGCCUUUAAAAUAUUUUUAUAUGGCCAAAAAAAGCAAAAUUGCUUAAUAUUUUACUUUGGGUUAUGAAGAUCUGUAUCAUCCUUAAGAGUUUUUUAAAGAAGUUUUUGUAUGUUUCAUGCUGUACAAAACAUGAAUGUAUCUUUCAGACAUAAUGACUUAUAGACCUGUAUGUGAUUGGUGUUAUGACUGUUGGAUUUUAUGAAUAAUUAUUUUCAUACCAUUUGAUUAGGAAAAAUGUUGGGUGGGUGUGGGAAAGAGUAUGUUUCUAACACUUCCAUUAUACAAAUCCAGUUUAAAAAGAAAAAAGUAGUUUUCAUUGUAAAUAAGAGCAAUAUUAUGACAAUUUUGUGCCAAUCUUAAUUGUUAAGAUUUUUGUUUUUACUUUUAGGUUCAGAUUGAAAACUACCACUACUAUCUCUUGUUUAAAAUGGAUUUGGAAGGGUUUCUUUAGUAGAAAGACAUGGGGCUCUAGUGGGGACUUUGAGUGUUUUUUGGGAGCAUUUUUUAUUUUUGCUAAAUAUGAAAUAAGGUACAAGUAUUGUUUAAUAAACCACCUACAGAUUGUCAGCCAGUCCAUUUUGAGAAAUACUGCAUUAGAUAUCCCAGAUAACUGAGAGCUAAAAAAUUAAUUUGUCCUGAAUUUGGAAGCAUUUGGUAUUUUAAAUCACUUGUAGGUUUUAAGCAUUAAACUACUGCUUUUAUUAAUUUUAUUUUAAUCUAUUCUCUCCCAGUUAUGAAAAAGAGAACAUCUGGGUUUUUUUCUCUUUAGAUUUAGUGCUAGCUGACAUUUCUUCCACAUUUCUGUGUUAAAUCUUGAAAGCCUAUAUGCCAUGUAGAUAUAGCAAUAACACUUCUUCUACAAUAUCUGAUUACAGUCUGGCACACCAUCUAGUAAAAAAAGGUGAGAAAGCAGUUGGGACAUUAAGGAACAUGAGGAGUUUGUUAUAGAACUUGUGUAGCUGGCAACUUUCCCAUGGAGACCUUCCAGAAAGCUUCAUGGUACCUGUGGAAGGGCCAAAAUGCAGCAGAUGUGCUGCAGUUGUGCUGCCCAGGGAAACAGGAAGAAGGAAGGUCUGGCAUAGAGAUGUUGGAGCUCCAGGUAUGCUGUGGAGCUGAAUUAUGUGAUAUUUUUAUGCUUAUGCAGUGUGUGUGCAGGUGUGUGGGCGAUGUUUGAUGGCUCAGGGAAUUAGCAUGAGCAUGAAAAGCUCUACAGAUCCACCAAUUUCCAAGCAAAAGAAGGUUGUCCAGUAGAUAUGCUGUAGUUUUGACUGUAGAGCCACUAUGCAGGCAAUCAGCAAGCCCUGAUGAUAAAAGGAGUGAUUUGGUCAUGGUCCACAUGAAAAUUUUGCAUAUUUGGACUUCCACCAAGUAGAGGAAUGGCGUCCUCUAAUAUCAGUUGCAGUGUUUUUUAGCUCACAUCUCAGGUCCCCAGUUGGCUGAAUUGGGUGCAUUUGCCAAUUUUAGUGCCAUCUUUUGUUUUGAGACUGAAAAAGUUCUUUCCCAUUGCUUCUAGUGCUGGUAUCUAGUAUUAAGAUCUGGUAAAAACAUUUUCAUUAACUGUGGAUCUUGCAUGAAUGUGUAGGGAUUUAUAAUUAGUGGUGAUUGGGAAGAUGUUAGGAGGAGGAAAUAGUUGGCUUGUUUCAGUGUAACUGUUCUGUCCAAUCUCUGUUAUCCCACUGCACUUAGUCACUUGUUUGUUUAGAAGUCUGCAAAGAAGACAAGUUCCUUAUUACUAGAUUUUACCUCUGUGCUUGUUACUCCACAGGCGUCUAUCUUUUCACAAGGCUUCUCCCACUACAAGUUUUGAUCUGGUGCCUAAGCUGUAAGUCCUGGCUCUUGGCUUUGGUAUUUCUUCCUCAUCAAGAUCUCAAUCGUAAAAAGGAGAGAUAAACUACUUGCUUUCUAAAAAAUGCUGAAAUAUUCUAUUUUUUAAAUUCAGGUGUUUUGAUUAGUAGCCUCAUUUUAAAAAGCCACUAAAAUAUCUGAUUCUAGUCUGCUGUAGCAAGAACAGUGGUUCAUGGACUGGCUGGCAGCUUGUUGGUUGUGGUAUUUCAUAUUUAGCAAGCUUACACAUUUUAAAAGAUAAUUUUUUCAAAGUGUUUUCAUGUUUGAAUAGUAGCACUUUAUCUCAUGCUUACUACUGACUGAACUAUUGGACAAAAUAAAUUGGGUUUGGAGAGAGAUGCUUAAUGGGUUUCUGUACAGAGAUGAUUUGGAUUACACCCUGGUACAAAUGCUUUCUUGAUUAUUCAUGUGUUUCUGAGGGAUUUUCAGAAAAUAGAUAUUGAUAACAUAAUUCUAUCAUCUCAAUUUUCCUGUCUUAAUAUGAAUAUGAAGCCUGCAUUUGGGAAAAAAACAAAAGAAAAAAAGAAAAAAAAAGGUGCAAAAUAGAAACUACAGGGUACUUGUAAAUUUAUCUCUGUGAUCUCUCUCAGCUAGCUCCAAAUUAUCUAUGUUUACUGUAAAUGUUUCUGCUAAGCAUUAUUUUUAACAUUAGAUCAAUUACCUGGAAAUCAGUAUUCUUUUUUUUUUUACUUAACUUAUUUGAAUUUUGAUAACUAAAGAUAAUGCACAACAAAGUUUAAGGAAGUUGUCACCCUUUUGCACCUAGGCCAGGGGCCUGAGACAUGAGUGAAAGGGUUAAGCUGGUUUUUCUUUAACUAGAAUAUAUCCACAAGGACUAGACUAUAAAUGAUCCAGUGCAAUUAUCUCAGUACAUUGGGGCACCACAGUAACAACCCAUAAUAAUUUACAGGAAAAUUAAGGUAAGAGAAUGAAGGUUUUAUCUUAUCCAGUGUAUCCAAUUUGUUUUCCAUUUGGUUUGCUUCAUUUACCAGUGAUCCCAUUUCAACCAGUCAAUUUGGCAGGGCUGUUUGUGUAAGGUUUGGGGUUUUUUUCUGUAACAGGUGCUAUACUAUAUGUAAAUACAAAGGGAAGAGUAUUAUUUAGAUGAUUAUUAACAAUCAGAUGGUGGCAAUAUUUCUGCCAGUUGAUUCUGGUUAUUAAUUUGCAUUUCCAGCUCUGUGGCUUUCAGUUGUCAAAUUUCAUCUCAGUUUUGUACUGCUGAAUGAUGGACUGCAAGUGUGGAGUAAAUCAUCUCAGAGUUGAACAGCUCUUUUGUUGUUUGGACUAACUCUUGUGUAUCUUUUAUUAAUAGUGGGGAGAUGCAAAUGCUCUUCCCAUAAGUAGAAUUCUGCUUAUAAAUUUGUUUAAAAGCACAUGAGGGGGAGGGAAAAAACAAACCAACAACCUAAAUGCUCCAUCUUGGCUAAGCAGCCAGGCAGGUUGAUGGAAAACGAUGGAAACUUGAAAAUGGUCAACACUGGACAAUGUGAAAAUAAAUUCAGCUUUUGUCACUGCAGCUACUGUAUGCUUUAAAGGGCCUUAUGUAUUUGUCCUCAUUUUGAUAAAAUGAAAUUUCUUGCCAUUAAAAUGAUACACUAACUUCUACCGAAAACCAGCAGUUCCCAGGAUAAAUAUGCUAAUUAACAUUUAACAAGUCUUGUUUUAGUCUUAAGUAAAAUUUCAUUCUAUUAUGUGAAAAAAUGCUGUUAUGCAUAUUUUGUGGAUAUAUUUAAUUUCAGUUGACAAAUAGUUGUCUAGGUACAGACUUGAAAAUAUAUAUAUAGUUUACUUGUGGAUCUUAAUUGUUUAAUUGCAAAAUAAAGAUGUGCUUUAGUAAUUUAAA